Gossypium raimondii (Peruvian cotton) is the source of this 1568-nucleotide messenger RNA. RefSeq names its product RHOMBOID-like protein 10, chloroplastic. Gene Ontology annotation, cellular component: chloroplast membrane. NCBI's taxonomy places the organism in Eukaryota, Viridiplantae, Streptophyta, Magnoliopsida, Malvales, Malvaceae. Gene Ontology annotation, molecular function: serine-type endopeptidase activity. The record is from RefSeq and is a predicted model, not a curated record. The transcript has 9 exons. Bases 232 to 1239 code for a protein of 335 amino acids.
CUAAUUCAUACUAUAUUAAUAGUUUGAUGAUUCAAUUAAAAUUUUGAAAUUUGGGAUGAGUUAAAAUUUGUAGCGUAAUUAAUUUUUUUUCAAUUUUAUUUAAUUUAUAAAUAUAAAUAUAUAUUUUUUAAAAAGUGCAAAUUAUUGCUUACUGCCAAGGCUUUCGGAUCACUGGAAGAGCAGUUCAGUUUGGCCGAGACACUGCUCCGCUCUGGUGUGGGUGUUGGGUUGAUGGGGUCAACUCUGCCUCAGCCAUUCCCCUUCAAGUGGGAUUUACCAACUGAAGAACCCACUUUUCAUCUCAUCACCACUGCCGCUUCUCUCCGCCUCGGCAACCUUCUCCGCCAUCAGCUCCACCUAGGGUUCCACCUCCGCUCCUCGUUCAAGAAACUCUGUCAUCUAUGUAAUGUGCCUAGAUUGAAUCAUGUAUGGUCUGAAACAAUUUCCAACUUCAUGGGAAUUGGCAAUUUUCGGUUUGCAAAUGAUGUUGUCUGUUCCUCGUGUUCAUCUUACUUAUGUUUCUUCAAUGGGGGAGAACAAAGAAAAUAUUUUGGAAAUGAGGGUAAUAGUGGAUCAUCCAAGAUGAAUACUUCCAGGAGAAAUUCAUUCAACACAAGGAAAUGGACCAACAUCCUUUUAGCUAUUAAUGUCUUAAUUUAUGUUGCACAACUGGCAACACAAGGGAAGCUCUUGCUUUGGGGAGCUAAGAUUAAUAGUCUUAUUGACAAAGGACAGAUUUGGAGGCUGGCCACAUAUUCUCUUUUGCAUGCAAAUAUAGGGCACCUUAUGGUCAAUUGUUAUUCUUUGAAUUCUAUUGGACCUACUGUGGAGAAUUUAAGUGGUCCAAGGAGAUUUCUUGCAGUUUACUUGACAUCUGCUAUUUCAAGUGCCGCUACAAGUUACUGGUUCUGCAAAGCACCCGCAGUUGGUGCAUCAGGCGCAAUCUUUGGAUUGGUUGGUUCUGUUGCUGUGUUUGUCAUGAGGCAUAGAUAUAUGAUCAGAGAUGCCAAAGAAGAUCUGCAACACAUAGCACAAGUUAUUUUCCUAAACAUGGUUAUUGGACUAAUGUCAAGAGGCAUUGAUAAUUGGGGUCAUCUAGGAGGCUUGCUUGGAGGAGCAGCAGUGUCUUGGCUUAUAGGACCUGCAUGGAAGUACGAAUCUAUGGCCAGUGAUGGCCGAAGAAUAUUCUCAGACCAACCACCACUUUUUUACCUUACUGACAGAAAAUGGAAACCUUGAUGAACCAGUGUAAGUAUUGAAAAUUGUGACACAAGCUCUGAUUUAAAUUAAUUCUAGACAUACUAGACUAUAUGCAAAGUAUAGUAGGGGGGUUUACAAGGUAGAAGUGAAUUCUAAUCGAAUCAGUGAUUUUCCAGAAAAUAAUCAAAGGGGAAAUGGUGAUUUCCCUACCUAUUUUCUGAUACAUCACUGGACGCUCAGAGUUCACCACCAUUUCUGUAUUGCAUUUUACCAAAACAAUCUAUUUUCUGAUAUCUGUAGUGUAGUGAUGUUUGAAGUGAAGAUAGCCCUUUUCUUUAUAAUGAAGCUAGUUGAAUCUUGACCGUUCA